Messenger RNA from Clupea harengus (Atlantic herring), 5397 nucleotides. It is a transcript of the gene ubr3, whose product is annotated as ubiquitin protein ligase E3 component n-recognin 3. Gene Ontology annotation, cellular component: cytoplasm; ubiquitin ligase complex. The record is from RefSeq and is a predicted model, not a curated record. The transcript has 37 exons. Lineage: Eukaryota; Metazoa; Chordata; Actinopteri; Clupeiformes; Clupeidae. Gene Ontology annotation, biological process: protein ubiquitination; ubiquitin-dependent protein catabolic process via the N-end rule pathway. Gene Ontology annotation, molecular function: zinc ion binding; ubiquitin protein ligase activity. The coding region runs from base 96 to 5117 and encodes 1673 amino acids.
ACAAAUAAAAAUAAUAUAUCACUAAUUGUGGUAUGUGCAAUAAUUUACCCAGGGGUGCCCAAACUUGCACCUGUACAAUGUUGUAUAUAUAAAUUAUGUCAUUAGAUCACAUAAUUGAAAUAAACACACUUAUUGUUCGUCCACUCACCUCAGGUCAGGAAGAAAACGUGUUUGCGAAGAAGAACUAUGAGAAGUACCUGUCUGCCCUGAAGAGCUCAGGGCUGGUCACGGUAGAGGAGAAGGGAGCGGCGGCAGCAGCAGCGGCGGCAGCAGCAGCAGCAGCAGCAGCAGCAGCAGCAGCAGCAGCAGCAGCAGCUGGAGGCGAAGGAGCCGAGGCUGGGGCCACAGCUGGUGCAGGGUCCCUUAGCUUACUGGGUGCCACUGCUGCUGUAAACUCUGUUGAUUCCAGUAAAGAGGAGGAUCAGGACGGAGGGCAGAGUGUGGGGCAGCGGAAGAGAGUGAAGCUCAGCAGUAGCACCAAAGACCCAUCGAUCAUGGACACUCUGAAACACAAGUGCUUCUUAGAGGAGUUGCUGUUCUGGACGAUAAAGUACGAGUUCCCACAGAAGAUGGUCACGUUCUUGCUCAACAUGCUGCCCGAUCAAGACUACAAGAUCACGUUCACCAAGACGUUCGUGCAGCACUACGCCUUCAUCAUGAAGACGCUGAUGAAGAGCCAGGAGUCGGACACCAUGUCCAACCGCAUCGUGCACAUCAGCGUGCAGCUCUUCAGCAACGAGGAGCUGGCGCGUCACGUCACGGAGGAGUGCCAGCUGCUGGACGUCAUGGUCACCGUGCUGCUCUACAUGAUGGAGAGCUGCCUUAUACGGAGCGAGUUGCAGGAUGAGGAGAAUAGCCACCACGUGGUGGUAAACUGUGGCGAAGCUCUUCUGAAGAACAACACCUACUGGCCUUUAGUUAGUGACUUCAUUAACAUUCUCUCUCACCAAAGUGUUGCCAAGAGGUUCCUGGAGGAUCACUCUCUGCUCAUGUUGUGGAUGAGCUUUGUGUCCUUCUUUCAAGGUAUGAACCUAAACAAGCGGGAGCUGAAUGAGCAUGUGGAGUUUGAGUCGCAGACGUAUUACGCAGCGUUCGCAGCCGAGCUGGAGGCCUGUGCCCAACCCAUGUGGGGUCUGCUCACACACUGCAAAGUCAAGGAAACGCAGGAGUACACCAAGACAGUGGUGCGCUACUGCCUGGAAGCCCUUCAGGUCUGGUUUGAUAACAUCGGCUUCGUGGACGAGCCCGCACCCAAUCAGGUGACGUUUCACCUACCUCUGCACCGAUACUACGCCAUGUUCCUCAGCAAGGCGGUGAAGUGCCAAGGGUUGGAUCUAGACAGCCUGCUUCCUGACCAGGAGAUGCUGAUGAAGAUCAUGGUCCAUCCUCUUCAGAUUCAGGUGAGCCUGUCUGAGAUCCACAGCAACAUGUGGGUGAGGAACGGUCUGCAGAUCAAAGGCCAGGCCAUGACCUAUGUCCAGUCCCACUUCUGCAACUCCAUGAUCGACCCUGACAUCUACCUGCUCCAGGUGUGUGCAUCUCGGCUGGAUCCCGAUUACUUUAUUUCCUCAGUUUUUGAAAGGUUUAAAGUGGUGGACUUGUUGACCAUGGCCUCCCAGCACCAGAACACAGUGCUGGACUCUGAGCAGGAGCGGCCCAUGCUUGAGGGAGCCCUCACCUUCCUGGUCAUCCUCUGCAGCUUGCGCAUACACCUAGGCAUGGCGGAUGAUGAGAUCCUGCGGGCUGAGAUGGUGUCUCAACUGUGUAUGAACGACCGCACCCACAGCUCCCUGCUCGACCUCAUCCCUGAGAACCCUAAUCCAAAGAGUGGCAUAGUCCCGGGCAGCUGCAGCUUUGAGGACAUGCUGUCUGCAGUGGCCGACUUCAAGGCCCCUGUGUUUGAGCCUGGAGGUUCCAUGCAACAGGGCAUGUACACGCCCAAAGCCAAGGUGUGGGAGAAGGAGUUUGACCCCAUCAUGGUGAUCCUCAGGACUGUCUACAGGAGGGAUGUGCAGUCAGCCAUGGACAGAUAUGCUGCAUUUUUGAAACAUUCAGGAAAUGUCGCUGGCAAUCCGUGGCCACCUUACAAGGAGAGGACCCCUCUGCACGGUUGCUAUAAGGGCUUAAUCCGCCUGCUUCACUGCAAAACCCUCCACAUCGUCAUCUUCACACUCCUCUAUAAGAUCUGGAUGGACCAUCCCAACAUGUCGGAGCACGUCCUGUGCAUGGUCCUGUACCUGAUUGAGCUGGGGCUGGACAACCAGGUCCAUGACGAGGAGGACGAGGAGCCCUGUAUAGAGGAGCAUUGCCAUGACAGCUGGUUUCCUGGCACCAGUCUCCUCUCUAACCUGCACCACGUCAUCAACUUCGUGCGCGUGCGCGUGCCAGAGAGCGCCCCAGAGGUCCGGAGAGAGCCGCCGCCCAGCACCAGCACAGAGGGCUCCCCGCCCAGCCAGCACUCUCGCCGACUCUCAGGGAAUUGGAGAGAGAACCUGCGUGAGGCUCAGCUCUUUAGCCUGGUGGCGGAGAGGCGGCGUAAGUUCCAGGAGAUCAUCAACAGCAGCAACCGUGAGGCCGCGGCAGCCCCCGUCACGCGCCCCAAGAGCUCCUCUGCCCGCUGGUUGCCUCCGGGCACCUCGCAGCACCUCGCCGCCUCUGCCGCUGCCGCCGCGGCAGCCUCGGCCCCGCAGCUGGUCACCGAGAUCCUGGAGGUGCGCGAGAGCAUGCUGUCCCUGCUGGUCAAGCUGCACCAGAAGCUGUCGGCGCGUGGCACCGCCACGCUCUCCGUGGCCGGCCUGGAGGGCGCCGACCCCGGCACCGUUGCCCACGGCGACGGGCUGACGGCCAUCCAGCGCAUCCUGGCCAAGGCGGCGGCGCGGAGCAGGUUGAGUCGGCGCUGCAUCCAGGACCUCUGCGGCAACGCGUGCCCGCCGGUGCCACCCAAGAAGAACAGCCCUGCAGACAAGAAGAGCAUGGACAAGGAGGAGAGGCGUCAGAGGGCUCGUGAGCGACAGCAGAAGUUGCUGGCGGAGUUUGCCUCCAGGCAGAAGAGCUUCAUGGAGACAGCCAUGGACGUUGAGAGUCCAGAUGCAGACCCAGGCAUGGACCUGGAGGCGUGUGAUCUGGCGGAGGAGGUUCUGUACGACUGCGUCAUCUGCGGCCAGAGCGGCCCCUCCACCGAGGACCGGCCCACUGGCCUGGUGGUGCUGCUGCAGGCCUCCUCAGUGCUGGGUCACCGGUGCAGGAGCGACGAACCUAAGAGGCUUCCCACCAGCGACGAGGAGCACAUUUACCCAGAAGACACCUGUGGAGCCGCCAGUGACGUUCGACUCUCCCUCAUGCAGCGCGACUUUAAAGAUAGUUCUUGUCUGCAGUCGGUGUCCAUCGGCUGGGACGGCGGCGUGUACGUACAGACCUGCGGACACACACUGCACAUCGACUGCCACAAGUCCUACAUGGAGUCCCUGAGGAAUGACCAGGUGCUUCAGGGCUUCUCCGUGGACAAGGGCGAGUUCACCUGCCCUCUCUGCCGGCAGUUUGCCAACAGCGUGUUGCCGUGCCGACCAGGGCGGGGCUCGGAGGUGGGGGCGUGGCACGUGCCCAGCACCAAGCCCAUGCACGUGCUGGUGAAGGAGGUGGAGGACCUACAGGACCAGAUGGCCAUUUUCCCCGUAAGCUCCACUACGGAGUCCAACCUCACCAAGGAGAUGGAGUCGGUCAUCAAGGACAUCAAGAACACCACGCAGAAGAAGUACAUGGACUUCGGCAAGAACCCCGGUUCUCCCGAUAACGACUUCCUCUUCAUGUACUCCGUGGCCAGGUCUAAUCUGGAGCUGGAGUUGGUGCAUCGGGGAGGAAACCUCUGCUGUGGAGGAGCCAGUGCAGCUGCCAAGCGGUCCUGUCUCAAUCAGCUCUUCCAUGUGUUGGCCAUGCACAUGCGUCUGUACAGCAUAGACUCCGCCUACAACCCCUGGAACCGCCUCACACAGCUAACACACAGCAGGGAUGAGUAUUAUGAUGAAGAGAGGCCAGAGGUGCCCAUGCUCUUCAGAGAUGUCCCCUCCCUCCUCAUCAUCUUCAUCCUGACCAUGCCUCAGCCCCUGCGCAAAGAGCACUUCAUCUGUGUGGUGAAGGUGCUGUACACACUUCAGUACACACAGGCCCUGGCCGCGCUGUCAAUUAAGUUUAGCCCUGAGGAGAGACAAGCCUGGAGCACCUCUGGAGCAAUUAAGAAGAGCAUGCCCAAUGCCAACAAGUCCUGGGAAGCGCUCCUCAGUCAUGUGAUUGGCGAGAUGUCCAAAGGGAAGAGCAUAUACGACACACAGUCUGAGGAGGUGUCUAUGCUGUGCUCCAGUGUGUGGUCUCCCCAGUCUAUUGAGUUUUCCCUGCAGCAGUACUGUCUGCCCUUCCUGCGUCUGUCCAGUCUGCUGCAGCACCACCUGUAUGGAGACAUCCUCGCAGGCUGCCAGGUUGAAGAGGAGUUCUCUAUGCUUGCACUCAGCCUGGGCCUGCUGGCCCCUGCAGCGCAGGCGGGAAACCCCGUCAGCAGUGCGGCGUUUCUGGAGUGGGCGGUCAGCCCCUUCUCCCUGCUGCCCCAGUGGUGCGCCGAGGUCACCGGCCUCCCCGAGACGCAGGUCGAGCAGACAGUGACUCUGAUGGCGCAGGAUCCUCGCUGGGCGGCGCCCCGCCUGCUGCAGCUGCCGGAGAACUACAACACCAUCUUCCAGUACUACCACCGCAAGGCCUGCACCUCCUGCACCAAGGGGCCCAAGGACCCGGCCCUCUGCCUGGUGUGCGGGGCUUUCGUCUGCCUCAAGGGCCUUUGCUGCAAACAGCAGGGCAUCUGCGAGUGUGUGCUGCACUCUCAGCACUGCGGAGCAGCCACAGGCAUCUUCCUCCUCAUCAAUGCCUCCGUCAUCAUCAUCAUCAGAGGUCACCGCUUCUGUCUGUGGGGCUCAGUGUACCUGGAUGCACAUGGAGAGGAGGACAGAGACCUGCGCCGGGGCAAGCCGCUGUUCCUCUGUGCCGAGCGGUACCGUGUUCUGGAGCAGCAGUGGGUGGCCCACACCUUCGACCACAUCAACAAGCGCUGGGGGCCUCACUACAACGGACUCUAACUUUCCCCUGCCACCCCAGAGGCCCCCAGGGGCCCAGCCUGAGAUAUACCCCCAACCCCCACCCUUCCCACGCAACCCAGCCUCACCCAGGGCGAGUUACUCAGCCCUGCCUGGUGUAAAUCUUACGGUAAACUCGUAUCAUGUACGAUAUAAAGAAACAAACAAAAAACGACAUGCAGUGCAAAGAGGUUCCUGCCCACCCCCCCCAGCCUUGGGUUUAUGUGAAGUUUUAGUGUACAAUCAUGCCUAUCGACUAACAGUGUGUGUGUUUUUAAGAAAA